Cyphellophora attinorum is the source of this 2538-nucleotide messenger RNA. RefSeq names its product Serine/threonine-protein kinase svkA. Gene Ontology annotation, biological process: protein phosphorylation. The record is from RefSeq and is a predicted model, not a curated record. The coding region runs from base 1 to 2538 and encodes 845 amino acids. Lineage: Eukaryota; Fungi; Ascomycota; Eurotiomycetes; Chaetothyriales; Cyphellophoraceae. Gene Ontology annotation, molecular function: ATP binding; protein kinase activity. The transcript has 3 exons.
AUGAGCACUCUUCAAUACCGGCCAAAGUCAGCACCCACGGAAGCCACAAUGCAGAUGCAGACAGACGACUGCGAUGGAGAGACUCUCGCUGCAAGGUACCAGAUGCUGGAAGAGCUCGGAAGCGGCUCGUUCGGGACAGUUUACAAGGCCAUUGAGAAGUCGACUGGCGAGAUUGUGGCCGUAAAACAUGUCGAUCUUGAAUCCUCAGAGGAGGACCUUUCAGACAUCCUUUCCGAGCUUUCGGUCCUAUCGUCCUGCGCCUCUUCGCAUGUCACAAAAUACAAACUCGCUUUCCUACGCCGGCAAACGUUGUGGAUCGUGAUGGAAUACCUGGGCGGAGGCUCAUGCGCUGAUCUGCUGAAACCUCCGCCACAUAACCUCCCAGAGUCGCAUAUCGCAAUCAUAUGUCGAGAACUCCUCAUCGGUUUGGACUAUCUGCAUCGGGAAGGAAAGUUGCAUCGUGAUAUCAAGGCAGCAAAUGUGCUCCUUGGUCGCGAUGGCAGGGUCAAGCUUGCGGAUUUUGGAGUCGCUGCCCAGCUGGUUGGACUCAAGAGUCUUCGAAACACAUUCGUAGGCACGCCGUUCUGGAUGGCACCGGAGGUCAUCCAACAAGAGGGGCACGACUCAAAAGCCGAUGUCUGGAGCUUGGGAAUUACAGCCAUGGAACUUGCGCAUGGCGAGCCACCGCACGCGAACAUCCAUCCCAUGAAAGUUUUGUUCCAAAUUCCGAAGCAACCUGCACCACGACUAGAGGGUGGCAGCUGGUCAAAAGACUUCAGGGACUUCGUUGCGCAGUGUUUGACGAAAGAUCCAGAACGCCGGAGUACUGCAAAAGAGCUACUGAAACAUCGGUUCAUAAGGAACGCUGGCAAGACAGAGGCCUUACAGGAAUUGAUCCUACGCAAGCAGGACUGGGACGCCAACAAAGGGAGCGAAAAGCAUCUUAAGUACUAUGCUGAGACUUUACGAUCGCUCGAUUCUGGCGACAAUGACGAUUCUUGGGUAUUCGAUACAAUCAAGGCCGCUCCCACACCGAACAUGGGCACGUCUCGAAAAUCAAAACCAAGUGUAGAUCCUUUUCAGGACGACCUGUCCGCAAAAUCGAGCCGCGAAAGCCUCAGCCAAGCUCAAUCAGCGACGAUGCGGCGAGUGGUUGAGAUGGAGAAACAAGAAGACGAGAAGCCCAAAUCGCCUGGACAUCAGCAGAAUACGAAAAAGCGUUUGUCUAGCGUACAAGCACGACCUCCGCUUGGCAGAACGUCGUCUUACGGCGAGUCGAAGAAGACUAUCGACGAGAACGAGAACGAGGAGCCAGAUACAGGAAGUGUGAUUCACACACCGCAGAAGCCGAAGACCCAUGUAGAACAGAUACAAGUGGCAUCGAGUUCCUUCGGCCUGAAUCGCGACGCCGAGUUGAUGCCACCACCGCCUUCGCCAUCGCCAUCGAGACGCAGCACCCGACCGCCAUCAGUAUCUCCAAGCAAAGAGUCACGCUUCUCGACCGCAUCGACCUUGGCGGAAGUGACUAGGAAGACGUCUGCCUCGUCGACUGCAUCGGAAACUUCGAAGGAAGCUAUUCUAGGACGGAGGCUGUACAGUAAAGCUAUCGGCAUUUCUUGCCAGGAUGUUCUGGACAACACAGCUGACGCUCCUCGACGCGAAGCCGUGGCUAAGUUGGCUGAAGCCUUCAGCGAUCUGGAAGCUGCCGAUCCGGAAGGCCUCUACCAUAUCAUGUCGGCGGUAUUUACACGCAUCAAAGAUGACAAAAAGAUUAUGACGCUCAUUCCAGCACUGGCUAGCAUGAAUACCGUGCACCCACCAGCACCGGCAAGUAGGGUGUCCAGUGUUGCAAGCACAGCAUCGGUCGCAUCGUCAGCAAGUCCACGGAAACCAAAGUCAGCUGCAGCUGCAACACGAGCGCCUCCGGGCAGUCGUCUGAGUACGGCAAUGUCAAGUCCAACAAAGUCGGCAUCAGCGGAGGCUGUGACCACCGCAGCGAACGCGAAGCUCGUCCUUGCGCAGAACAACCCACAUCUUAAAUCACACCAUAGGAGGCAGUCAACACAGUCGCACAUCCGUUCGCCGGCUUCGACCACACCGGUCAAUUCAGCGCCGUCGUCGCCGACGCCUUCCAGAUCGCCCUCAAAGGUGUCUGCUUCGGCACGCGAGGAGCUCCUCAAGCGCCGUGGAAGUCAGCUGGUUCAACGAAGCAACACGACUUCAUCCUCCGCGGACUCGACGCCGGCUACUAACGGUAGUCCUCGCAAAGCUGCGCAAGGGUCGCCGCAGAAGCAGCUGCAGACCCGACAGGAUCGCAUCAAGGAGCGGAGCCAGCAGUUGCAGGCAGCAGAGCAGCAGAAGAAGGAUGUCGGUGGCGGUGGUAGCAAAGAGAAAGAUCGGCUCGACAAAGAGAAGGCUGAGAUCGAGGCCAUCCAGGCGAAGGUUGGCGGGCAGAUGGAGCACACGGCUGUUCUGGCUGAGGGGAUGUUUGCAAAGUGGUGCGAGGGUGUCGCUGUGCGGUGGGCGGGCGUGCAGUAA